CACCGCAACGCGUUUCUUGCAGCCGCCAGCUAUGGACUACAUCUGCGCAGGCCUGAGUUGAAACACUUCGCCAUAUCUGACCUUCACAAACUUAGAAAAGAAUAAAGAUAAGAGCUUCGAGUCUCUCUUUCCCUCUGCUUCACGUUUUGCCUUCUGCCAUUUUCUAAGCAAAUAAGAGAGAGAGAGAGUUCACUUCCAUUCUGUUACCUGAAAAAUCCUAGGAAAACAAAGCUGAGAUGGGUCAGGACUCGCACUACGGAACUUCAGGGAUAUAUCCUCCUAUGCCGCCCUCAAGUCCUCCCCCGUCCGCCCCCGAAAUGCCGCUGGGCCACAUUUAUCCUCCGCCGCCACAGAUCGAUCCUCCACAGGCAACGGUACAUGUGUACCCUCCACCUCUGCCACCUCAGAUGUAUCCGAAUGUGACGCCUCCAUCAUAUUCAUAUCCACCCCAAGGCCAAGUGUAUCCUCCAGCACCACCACAGGCUCAUUCGUAUCCAAUGCCGCAGCGGCCGCCAGUUCAUGGCUACCCUCAAGGCCCUUACGUGGUUCCUCCGCCAGUUGCUUACCCUUCGAAGGAUGGCCCCAAGGAAUCCCGGCAAGCACCGCCGCCACGGAAGGCCAAAAACAAGAAAAGGGGUGAUGGGUUCUGGAGAGGAUUUUGUGCCGGGAUGUGCUGUUGCUGCUGCUUGGAUAUAUGCUGUUGAUUGCCUUCCAUUGUGCGGUGUC
Rhodamnia argentea is the source of this 726-nucleotide messenger RNA. RefSeq names its product cysteine-rich and transmembrane domain-containing protein WIH2-like. Lineage: Eukaryota; Viridiplantae; Streptophyta; Magnoliopsida; Myrtales; Myrtaceae. The transcript is spliced from 3 exons. The record is from RefSeq and is a predicted model, not a curated record. Bases 237 to 704 code for a protein of 155 amino acids.